Molecule: messenger RNA, 818 nt
Organism: Galeopterus variegatus (Sunda flying lemur)
Lineage: Eukaryota; Metazoa; Chordata; Mammalia; Dermoptera; Cynocephalidae
Exons: 4
Coding region: 176-781 (201 amino acids)
Source: RefSeq, a predicted model, not a curated record
AUCCAAAUUCAAAACAUUUAAGAAGUUCUUUGGAAAGAAGAAGAGAAAGGAAUCUCCUUCGUGCACAGGAAGUAGCAACUGGAAACAAAGUCAGGCAAAGAGUGAGGUCCUUGCCAUCGAGGCAGAGCCCGUUGUGGGCUACGACUCUGAAGAUGAGCUUGAGGAGUCGAGGGGCAUGCUGGGCAGCCGGGCCCUAUCCCACGACAGUAUUUUCAUUCCUGAGUCUGGACAGGACCCUACUCGGCCUGUGCGGGUGUUUUCCCAAGAAAAUGUGUGUGAUCGCAUUAAAGCUCUGCAGUUAAAAAUACAGUGUAAUGUCAAAAUGGGGCCACCACCUCCUCCAGGGGGGCUUCCUGCCAAGCGGGGAGACGAUGCUGGCAUGAGCUCUGAGGACGACGGACUACCCAGGAGCCCCCCAGAGAUGUCUCUGCUGCAGGAUGUGGGUCCUGGCACAACUAUAAAGGUCUCUUUAGUGUCCUCAUCCCGGCCAGUGUCUCCAGACCACGUGAGCGACACCACGGUCUCCCCCCGGACCUCUGACAGCAGCCUGGUGCCCGUGGCUGAUUUUAGUUACCCUCCGGAAUUCUCCUCCUGCCUGGACAACUCUGCAGCCAAGCACAAGCUCCUGGUUAAGCCCCGCAACCAGCGGUCGAGUAAAAUGAGGCGGCUGUCUUCGGUAACUGGGCUUCCUCCUCUGUGCAGAGGCAGGGCAGGCAGCCUUGGCACCCCCCUCUCCCUUCCCCCACCUCUGUCCCCCCACAGGGUCUUGUGCCCCCUCUGAGAACCACCACAGUUGAUGGGACUCGGCUGCAGGAGCU